Messenger RNA from Acanthosepion pharaonis, 1344 nucleotides. The record is from the annotation of a GenBank genome assembly. NCBI's taxonomy places the organism in Eukaryota, Metazoa, Mollusca, Cephalopoda, Sepiida, Sepiidae.
AUGGGUCGCAAAAAGAAGAAGCAACUGAAGCCAUGGUGCUGGUAUUGUAACCGAGAAUUUGAUGAUGAAAAGAUCCUUAUACAACACCAAAAAGCAAAACAUUUCAAGUGUCACAUAUGUCACAAGAAGCUCUACACAGGACCUGGAUUAUCUAUCCAUUGCAUGCAAGUCCACAAGGAAAAAGUUGAUAAAGUUCCAAAUGCAUUGCCUGGUCGCAAUAAUAUAGAAAUAGAAAUUUAUGGCAUGGAAGGAAUUCCUGAAGAAGAUCUGAAGGAACAUGAAAAACACAAACUUGGCAAAGGUGAUAACAGACAGCCUCAAGCUGACAGUGAUGAGGACAGCAAUAGUUGUCCUCCAAACAGUAGUUAUUUUAAUGGUGGGCAGAUGCCUGCCACCAGUAUGCCUCCGUAUGUCCCUCCUGGAGCUCCAAAUAUGCCUCCUCUACCUCCGGGACCAGGACCUGUAGCUGCAGGACCAAUGGGACCCAUAGGACCUAUUGGGCCAAUGGGUCCAAUGCCACCUGUUGGACCAAUGGGACCUAUUGGAAUGCAUCCUAACAAUGGUCCUGGAAUGCCAGCAAUGGCUGUGCCUCCCCGUGGGAUGAUGGCAGCUCAGGUAUCCAGACCCCCAGUGUCUUCUUCACAGUCAGUCACCUCAACACAGAAUACCCCAGCAAAGCCUCUAUUCCCCGCUGCUGCUGCUGCUGCUGCUCAGACCCAAACCAGUAGUUCUCGACCAGUUGGCCCAGACUUCAAACCAACAACAGCCUCAGCCCAGGGCCUGGUGCCAGUGAAACCGACGUUCCCUUCUGCAGCUGCUGUUUCGACAUCAAUAUCACCUAGUGCAACCAUCUCUGGAGCACCAAUCAUCCGCAAACCUGAAUCUGCUUCAGGCUUAGCUUCCAAAUUGAUGCAUCCAGAUGAAGACAUCUCUUUGGAGGAGCGGCGGGCCAAUCUCCCAAAAUACAAGAAACUAUCUACCCAAGGGACACGCCCAAUGCAGGGGAUGAUGGGGUCUGGGAUGUUACCAGGUGCAAUGCUUGCCAGGAUGCCCGGCAGUGUACCAGCAUCAAUGAACAUGCGGGCGCCUUACAACCACUAUCCUCGGGGAGGAGCCAUCCAUUUUUCUUUCUUCAUUUUGUUCAAGGCAAAGAAGAUUAUUAUUAUUAUAGAAAAAAAAAAUGGUGCCUUGAUCUUGGAGACUUUCCUGAAGAACAUGCAUUGUCCAAGGUUAACCACUUUUCACUACCCAUCUUCAGGUAACUUUUUUCUAGGUUUUACAGGGAGAGUGGCCUGGUGCUUCAGUGAUGGGCUGUCUGUCAUGCUCAGCAGGCAAGUAGGUUAG